AUGUCGGCGCUGAUGGCCGCCCUGCGCGCCGCCGGCCGGAAGCAGCUCUCAGCUUCCACCUUAUCUGGCCCGAAUUGCCCGACUAAGGCGACAGGGUCCCAUGUGUUCAGGAUCAGCGACUACUCGCAAGUAAGGGACAACGUGGGCAAUGGCACGGCCGUCCAGUCAAGCACGUUCGCCGUCGGCGGCCACGACUGGCAAAUAAGGUGCUACCCGAACCACCCGAACGGCGAGGACAAGGAGAACGAGGAUUGGAUCUCCGUUUACCUCCGACGACACGCCACGGCCUGGGGCUGGGCGAACUUCAUCAAGCCCGCAAACGCGACGGCUAAGUUCGAGAUGAGCAUACUCGACCAGGACGGUAAGCUAGUGCACAGAGGAGGUGGAUCCAAAGACCAACGGUGCGUCUUCUCCUCAUCGACCGGCAUGGGGUGGGGCUACAGAAAGUUCAUCAAGCACGCGGAUCUGCAAGAGGGAAAGCAUCUCAAGGGUGAUUCCCUCACGCUCUUAUGCGAUGUCACUGUCGACCUUGGGCUUGAAUUUGAUGGCGCCACCGUGCCGGUGCCGGAAACUGCAGCAGUUGCACCGCCGCCGCCGUCGUUCGAGUUGCGUGGGGACACCGCCGAGCUACGGAUCGACGACAUGGACGCCAACGUGUGCAAGGCUCUGCUCCAGUUCAUCUACACGGACUCAGCGCCGGAGAUGGACCAGCUUGAUCAGGCGAUGGCGGAGCGGCUUCUCGCAGCGGCGGACACGUAUAAGCUGGAGAAGCUGAAGAAGAUCUGCGAGGAGGCACUAUGCAAGAACAUCAACAUGGGAUCUGUGGCGGCAAAUCUAAUGUUGGCCGAGCGUCAUGGUUGCCCCCUGCUCAAGGAAGCGUGCUUACAGUUGCUCUGCGCUCCGGGUAACCUGGAAGCAGUCAUGGCGACAGAUGAUUAUGAGCAGCUCUUGGCGGAAUGCGCCUCUGCUCUUCUCGAAGUCGUCGUGAAGAAGAUAGCCGGACAGCAGCAAUAG
Molecule: messenger RNA, 1014 nt
Organism: Brachypodium distachyon (stiff brome)
Lineage: Eukaryota; Viridiplantae; Streptophyta; Magnoliopsida; Poales; Poaceae
Product: BTB/POZ and MATH domain-containing protein 1
Exons: 1
Coding region: 1-1014 (337 amino acids)
Biological process (GO): protein ubiquitination
Molecular function (GO): protein binding
Source: RefSeq, a predicted model, not a curated record